This is a messenger RNA of Oikopleura dioica, 1248 nucleotides long. The record is from the annotation of a GenBank genome assembly. NCBI's taxonomy places the organism in Eukaryota, Metazoa, Chordata, Appendicularia, Copelata, Oikopleuridae.
AUGCGAGUCCUAGUAGCAGCAUUUUCUCACAUUUUUGCAGAAAUCGUCGAUCCGACUGGGUUAUUUACUGACUCCAGAGGACUAACAAGAGAUACGUAUGCUAUCAAAAAGGAACUUCCAGCUGAAGAUUUCAACUUUGUCGUGCUCGGAGACUGGGGAGGACUUCCUCCACCAGCAUACACCAGUGAGCUUCAACUGAACGGUGCCAAGGCCCUCAUGGAAUAUGCAAAGAUUAAUCCCCCAGAAUAUGUUCUCUCGAUCGGCGAUCAUUUUUACUACAACGGAGUCGAGACAGUUCGAGAUCGAGCUUGGGAAAGGACAUUUGAGAAUGUCUACGACUCUCAAGAGAUGAUGGUCCCUUGGUAUCCGACAAUGGGUAAUCAUGAUUGGUUAAAAUUGCCGGAGGGAACUGAAGGUGGACAGAAAGGCAAUGGAUGGGCCCAGAUUGAAUACUCUGCUCAUGGAACUGGUCGAUGGACGCACCCAGAUCUUUUCUUCACGACUGAAUACACAACCAGCGCUGGAAUCAAAGUCAAAACCAUUCUGGUCGACACUCCAACUCUCACUGGCGAGUACCGCGAUGGAGCCCCCCGACCCAUUCACUCUGAUGAAAACUGCGACGAUCCGUACAACCUUGACUGUGAGCUCCGAGCUCUUCAUCCUCUCGACGAAGAAAUUGCAGAGUGGGCUUGGGAGUGGGUUGAGCAAGAACUCGCGAAUUCAGGGGACGCGGAUUACUUAUUCGUAACCGGGCAUUACAUGAUUCUUGAUACUGGCGGCAUCUAUGAUUGGGAGCUUUUCAGAAGACUUGAGCCACUCAUGGAACAGUACAAAGUGAGCGCAUUCUUCCAGGGCCACAAACACACACAAGAACACGCCGUUCGAUCACCAAAACUCGUCCCAGCAGGAGCCGAAGAAACCCCCGGCACCGUUCAUUUCUUCACCACUGGAGCUGGUUCUCUUUAUGACACCGAGUCCACCAUUUUCCAACAGCUGACAGGAGGCUUUCCGGGAAGAAGCGGCUGCCAUCCCAGAUUUGAAGAGAACGGAAAUGACAACUCUAGAACUGUCUGUCAUUACUACUGGGCGACGACUAAGAAUGAUGGAGAAGCUGAUAGCGGCUUUACUUCAGUGAAUAUUUCCGCUGAUCGAGCGCAAGUCCGAUUCGUCACUUCCGAGAAAAUCAAUGAAGACGACAAGUUUUCCAUCGGAUACGAAUUCGAUAUUCCUCCUAGAAAUGUUCAAUAA